AUGUCUGAGUCCAGGAAGCAAACCCUGGUUCGCUUUACGCCUGAGGCCUUCAACCAGUAUGACGAUGAAGUCACUAAGGUCAUUAAAGAGGAUACGGGAACCGAUGAAUUUAUCGCACAGCCUAGCUACCCUCCAAUUUAUCAUCCUCCGCCAUUGACUACGGAGGCUAUUAACAUGUUGAAGAGUUUCACUGGUGUCGAGGUGGUUAUUCUCGACGAUGAAGAGUGA
Aspergillus alliaceus is the source of this 228-nucleotide messenger RNA. RefSeq lists its product as uncharacterized. The transcript has 4 exons. Bases 1 to 228 code for a protein of 75 amino acids. The record is from RefSeq and is a predicted model, not a curated record. Lineage: Eukaryota; Fungi; Ascomycota; Eurotiomycetes; Eurotiales; Aspergillaceae.